This is a messenger RNA of Saitoella complicata NRRL Y-17804, 948 nucleotides long. RefSeq lists its product as uncharacterized. Bases 71 to 616 code for a protein of 181 amino acids. NCBI's taxonomy places the organism in Eukaryota, Fungi, Ascomycota, Saitoellomycetes, Saitoellales, Saitoellaceae. Gene Ontology annotation, cellular component: mitochondrial large ribosomal subunit. Gene Ontology annotation, molecular function: structural constituent of ribosome. The transcript has a single exon. The record is from RefSeq and is a predicted model, not a curated record.
CCGCCGCCGUACGAGAACUCAUCAACCCUCCAAAAACACAACCUCCAUCCUCUCUUACGCCCCUAAUACAAUGUUCUCUACAUCAAGAACACUCAUCCAAACCUGCCGCGUCGCAAGAUCCGUCCGCAACCUCUCCAAGCACGCCCGCGCCGCCCUCCCAUCCGGUCAAAUCAUCACCGUCGACGAGCGCUUCGGUACCCUCAUCUACAACCCUCCCUCCGCAGCUCCAUCACCCCUCAUCACACCCUCCGCAUUCAUUCCUGCCCAUGCCCGCGUGGAAGCACCAGUACCCAACACCUCGUCACCAGAAACCUCCACCCUCCCCCCAGCAUUGAGGAACAAGGACAAAAACGAGAAGAAGUACCAUCUCACCGAGAAAGAAUUCGAGCAGAUCCGACAGCUGAGAGCGGAGGGUGUCAGCAGACUGGAGAUUGCAAGGCGGUUUGACUGUAGUCCCUUCGUUGUUGGGAUGGUUGCGCCGCAGAAGAAGGAGGUUAUUGAGGAGCAGGAGAAGGAGUUGAAGGAGCGUCAGAAGCAUUGGUCCAAGAGGAAGCUGAAUGACAGACAUGAUCGUGUGCGCAGGAGGGCGCUUUGGGGUUUGGAUGAAGUUAUGUAAGGAGUUGUUGCGUGAAGGACGUGGAUAGGAGAUGAUACGAGGUGACAAGGAAGAAUGUAUUGAAAGCAAAAGGCCUGGUUUCUAUCCGGUUUGGGUUGCAUCACGGGGUUGGGCGUCCAAAAGCAUGAACAUGAAGCUCGAGCAAAUUCAAAGUGCGGGAACGUUGGCAUCGGAUUGGCACGGCUCGGGUGUCGGUCAUUUAUUUUAGAGGUGUUGAUGCAUUUUGAGAGAUGUCGAGGAGUCUCAUUGCGGCGACGGUUGGGGGCGGCUGUGAUGAUGUUCAUGAACGUCGAUUUCGGUGGAAGUAUUGCGGUAUGAGCCAGUCAUAUUGC